AUGCCACCUAGAAAUCCUGGAAUUCAUACAGCGACGUACUCUGGCGUGGAAGUGUACGAAUGCCUGAUUAAAGGAGUCUCAGUGAUGCGACGACGGCAUGAUUCCUGGCUGAACGCGACUCAAAUCCUCAAAGUCGCGGAUUUUGACAAACCCCAACGUACUCGAAUUCUCGAAAAAGAGGUCCAAAAGGGCCAUCACGAGAAAGUACAGGGCGGUUAUGGAAAGUAUCAAGGUACCUGGGUACCGUUUAAACGCGGUUUGGAGCUUGCUGUCCAAUUUAAGGUUGACGCUGUAAUGAGUCCUAUCUUGGAAUUCGACGUGAAUGGUGAAGAACCACCUGCUUUAAAACGUUCUUCGUCACAAAAGUCGCGUUCUACUCCGGGUAGAACGCGUCAGAGAAAGAAUGGAAACCAUACUUCUAAUGGAAAUCUCGGCCGGAAUUCGUCGACUGCAUCCUCGUCCGAAUCAAUUGCAAAAGAGGAAUCCAACAUCGUUUCUUCUUACAAAAAACUUCCUAAUGGUGCGAAACCGAGUGCUGGUCCCGUUAGUGCCAUCGCAGCUGGCGACGACGACCGACGUCUAUCGAGUUCUUCCAUUGGGCGUGCACAGUCGUCUCCUAAAUAUGCUUCUAACUCUUAUCACGACGUUACGUCUCAAAGUGCUGCUCUCGACACUCCGCUCGAUAAGUAUGAAGAAGCUCUCUUGGACUUCUUUCUUCACCCUGAAGAGUCUCAGAUUCCCGCUUUCCUUUACAACCCGCCUUCCGACUUUCAGGUGAACAGUGUAAUUGACGACGAUGGCCACACAUCCCUUCAUUGGGCGUGUUCAAUGGGUCAUGUCGAAAUGAUAAAGCUUCUGCUUCGGGCAAACGCCGACAUUGGCGUAUGUAACAGGCUGAACCAAACACCGCUGAUGCGAAGUGUCAUUUUUACCAACAACUACGACUGUAAGGCCUUUAACCAGGUUCUAGACAUGCUUCAAUCUACACUGUAUACGGUCGACGUAUACGGCCAGUCCGUGCUGCAUCAUAUCGCAUUGGCAACGGCAACGCCUUCAAAGCUUCGAGCUGCGCAAUACUACUUGGAUUGUGUCCUCGAAAAGUUAACUUCCAUGCAAUCAGUGAACAAUGUUUUGCGGCUUAUCAAUUUACAAGAUACAAAUGGAGACACUGCCAUCUUAAUAUGUGCACGUAAUGGCGCUGUCUCCUGUGUCAAUGCGCUUUUAAGCUACAAUGCAAACCCCAAUUUAUUAAACCGACAGCAGCACAGUGCUGCAGAGUUCAUCGCGGAACUGGAAAAGAAAACCGAUAACAACGUCGCUCCGCCUUGUUCAAGCUCACCCCCUUCUCGUCCCUUUACCUUUUCCGCACCCAGUAUAAAUAACACCUUCGGCACGUCUCAAGCCUUUGGCAAGGCAAUUCCCUCCAUCUCUGCUAAGUUUGCUCAGCUCGCGGAGACUUAUAACGCUCAAUUGCUUGAAAAAGAUGAGGAUCUCGUUCGAGCCACAAAAUUAAAACAAGAAACGCAGCGAGAGCUUGAACAGACGCAACGGGAGUUGGAAUCGCUCCGAAAAAAUGUUCCAAACUUUGGCGUCCUCAUUGAACGUGAAAUUGAUGAUGUAAAAAACAGAUGUGCAAAGGAAAAGCAAAACCUUGUUAUGCUUUUGGAAAGUCGCCAGGCCGUUUUGUUAAAGGAAACAUUAGACGUUCAACCACGGUUACAGAGUGCCAAUGGAAACACUGAACAAGAUCCACAACAUGUUGAAGUUUUACGAGAACGGCUAAGAAUGCUCCAGCGUAAUAGAAGUAACUUGACACUUUCUAUGAUAAAACUUUAUGAAGGACUCGGUAUUGACGACACGGUGAACAGUUACAGACGCCUGAUUGCUACUAGCUGUGGCAUGAAUGUAGAGGAGCUCGACUUGACGAUCCUCGAUGCCGUUGAAGAAGCACUAACACAAGAAACGAAGGGCUAG
Molecule: messenger RNA, 1974 nt
Organism: Schizosaccharomyces japonicus yFS275
Lineage: Eukaryota; Fungi; Ascomycota; Schizosaccharomycetes; Schizosaccharomycetales; Schizosaccharomycetaceae
Product: MBF transcription factor complex subunit Res2
Exons: 2
Coding region: 1-1974 (657 amino acids)
Biological process (GO): regulation of DNA-templated transcription; DNA-templated transcription; regulation of transcription by RNA polymerase II
Cellular component (GO): RNA polymerase II transcription regulator complex; chromatin; MBF transcription complex
Molecular function (GO): DNA binding; RNA polymerase II cis-regulatory region sequence-specific DNA binding; DNA-binding transcription activator activity, RNA polymerase II-specific
Source: RefSeq, a predicted model, not a curated record